Messenger RNA from Penicillium angulare, 1296 nucleotides. RefSeq names its product NAD(P)/FAD-dependent oxidoreductase. Lineage: Eukaryota; Fungi; Ascomycota; Eurotiomycetes; Eurotiales; Aspergillaceae. The coding region runs from base 1 to 1296 and encodes 431 amino acids. Gene Ontology annotation, molecular function: sarcosine oxidase activity; saccharopine oxidase activity; flavin adenine dinucleotide binding. The record is from RefSeq and is a predicted model, not a curated record. The transcript has a single exon.
AUGAACAAAGACACGAGAAUUCUUAUCGUUGGCGCCGGUUGCUUUGGCACCUCGACGGCAUAUCAUCUCGCACAGCGUGGCUACACUUCCAUCCGCGUAUUGGACCGAUAUCCUCCGCCCUCCUGUGAAGCCGCCGCGACGGAUAUCAGCAAAAUCAUUCGGAGCGAUUACAAUGAGCCCUUGUAUGCGAGACUCGGUAUUGAGUCCAUUUCUGCAUGGCGGUCCUGGCCCUUAUUCAAUGGACUUUAUCAUGUUCCCGGGUGGAUUCUAAGUGCAGCAAACCUAUCACUGCCCUUUGUCGAGGGGUCUAUCGAAACGUGCAAGACGCUUGGAGUCAAAGGCAUUGAGCGAUUGACGCCAGAUUCCAUUAGGUCCCGCUUUCCUGUAGUCACUGGAAAACUGGAUGGGUGGAAUCUUAGCGUCUGGAACCCGACCGCUGGCUGGGCGGCUGCUGGAAAGGCUCUUGAGCGGAUGGCCAACGCCGCACAAGAGAAAGGUGUCCAUUAUAUCUCUGGAGAGGAGGGAUAUAUGCGGCAGUUGAUUUUGGAUGAGGUGACCGGCCAGUGCAGGGGAGUCCUCACCGCGGAUGGCACCAAGAAUGAGGCCGACUUGGUGAUUCUCGCAGCUGGGGCAUGGACCCCAUCUCUACUAGAUGUGCAGAAUCAGUUAACUGCUAAGGGCCACGCCGUUGCCCAUAUUCAACUCACUCCCGCCGAGACAAAACAUUACUCCUCUUUUCCAAUUAUGGAUAACCUUGAACUGGGCUACUUCUUCCCUCCGCAAGCAGACGGGGUCUUCAAGAUGGCCCAUAGUCAGUUCAUCACCAACGUACGAAAAGACAAAAACUCGAACAUCACCACCUCCAUCCCACAUACAUUUUUGCAGGCCCCGAAAGAUGGUCUCCCUCUUGAGAUUGAAGCCCAGAUGCGCCGUAACUUAAGACGUGUUCUACCGGAGCUGGCCGAUCGACCCUUCUGUUAUACUCGUCUUUGUUGGGAUGCUGAUACCGCCGACCGGCAUUUUCUCGUUACUCCCCAUCCCAGCCAUGGAGGACUAUUCAUGGCAACCGGAGGGUCAGCACAUGGAUUCAAAUUCCUCCCAGUUGUUGGGAAGUAUGUGGCAGAUUUGCUUGAGGGUACAUUGGAUGCUGAUAUUGUGAGCAAGUGGCAGUGGCGCGCUGGGCAGAAGGUCGAGGCCAAAAAUCUCGCGCAUAUGGACCCUGACUUAGAAUUGGAGGACCUCGCGGGCUGGAGAGGACGGCAGGCUCGUGAAACAAGUCACUCAUCUAAACUAUGA